This is a messenger RNA of Cladophialophora immunda, 2633 nucleotides long. RefSeq lists its product as uncharacterized. Gene Ontology annotation, biological process: chloride transmembrane transport. Lineage: Eukaryota; Fungi; Ascomycota; Eurotiomycetes; Chaetothyriales; Herpotrichiellaceae. The transcript has 3 exons. Gene Ontology annotation, cellular component: cortical endoplasmic reticulum. Gene Ontology annotation, molecular function: chloride channel activity. The record is from RefSeq and is a predicted model, not a curated record. The coding region runs from base 162 to 2396 and encodes 744 amino acids.
GGGCUGGCUGUACAACUCGAUUUCCAAGUUUCCUCAAUUCAACUCUUCUGCAAAGAUAGCUUUCUGAUAAGGUAUCGCUCUGUCGAAGACUCCCUGCUGGGGCAAGCCCGCGCUCUGUUCCCUUACGUCUACUUUCCUCAUCUCUCCGUCUCGCUCCCAUUAUGGCUUCCAAGGUGCUCCAGACAAACUUCGAUGUUGACUAUGUCAUUAGCUACCGGGUGCCCAACGAUGACAAAGAAGCUGGCGUCACCCAGUUCAAGAAGCUCAUUCGAGCUCUCACUGAGACCGGGCUGACCACCGAAGUACGACGCGGCGAUGAAACGUCCCUCCUGGUCUUUGUCAAGGCUGCCGACGAGAAGAUAUUUGCAGACGUGGUAUAUCGGUCGAGAAUAAAAGACUGGUUACACGGAGUUCGACAACUUCAACCCAGCAAUGACGCAGCCCAGACCCUUACCUCCGAGCCUCUCACCAUUGCCGAGCGUCAUCGACACAUUCACCACAUGAUAUGCUGCCCACGUGAAGAAGGAGGAGCUGGCAUCACACCAAAACACGGCGAAUGGAAGAAUGUUGAAGCUGUGUUUCCCUUACACGACCACGUCAAAAACAAGGCAUGGCUGACCGAGUUCACACGCAAGACGUUUCUAACACCCGAUGAUCUGGACGAAAUCCGCAACACCGUCGGCGAAAAGAUUGGCUACUACUAUGCAUUCCUGCAAUCUUACUUCUCCUUCAUGAUCUUCCCCGCUGCCUUCGGCUUCUCCUGCUGGGUGCUCCUGGGCAGCUACUCACCUAUCUACGCAAUUGUCAAUGGCCUGUGGUGUGUCAUAUUCGUUGAAUACUGGAAACGUCAAGAACGAGAAUUGGCUAUUCGAUGGAACGUCAAGAGGGUUUCUUUGAUCGAGGACAAACGCAGAGAAUUUGAACCGGAAAAGGUCACCACGGACCCUGUUACGGGCGAAAAGGUUGCGUACUUCCCCGCAAUGAAGCGACUCCAGAGACAACUCCUCCAGAUCCCACUAGCAGCCUUGUGCGUUGUUGCACUCGGGGCAGUCAUCUGCACCUGCUACGCCAUUGAAAUCUUCAUCUCCGAAGUCUACGACGGCCCUCUGAAGUCCAUCCUCGUCUUCCUUCCCACCAUUCUCCUCACCCUUGCCGUCCCCACUAUCAGCAAUUUCCUGACUGGAUUUGCCGAAAAGCUUACGUUCUACGAAAACUACGAGACCCAGGAUGCCCAUGACAAGGCGAUGAUCUCCAAGGUCUUCGUCAUCAACUUUAUCACCUCGUACACAGCCAUCUUCUUAACUUCUUUCGUGUAUGUCCCUUUCGCCUCCCUCUUGGUGCCUUAUCUGGAUAUCUUCGGUUUGACAGUCAAACCAUUCGCCGAGGACGAAAAGCAGCUUCAGACCCCGUCUCCGGCGGCCUUCAGCAUCAACCCCAACCGCCUACGCAACCAGAUGAUCUAUUUCGCCGUCACCGCCCAAGUCGUCAAUUUCGCCAUGGAGACAGUCAUGCCAGUCGUCACACAGAGGGGAACCAAGAAGUUCAAGGAAAUCAAAUCCCAGCGUGCGGAGAAGCAGGGCGGCACCACACCUUCCGUCGCGGACCACGAUCCACCCGAGGAGAAGGAAUUCCUCACUCGAGUCCGCGAAGAGGCUGCUCUUCCAGAAUACGAUGUCACCUCAGACCUACGGGAGAUGUGCAUGCAGUUCGGCUACCUCUCGCUCUUCAGUGUGAUAUGGCCACUCACACCAGUCUCCUAUUUUAUCAAUAAUUGGAUUGAGUUGAGAGGAGACACCUUCAAACUGACGGUCGAAUGCCGACGGCCCAAUCCUGCCCGAGCAGAUACCAUUGGUCCUUGGCUCGAUAGUCUCGAGUUCCUCGCCUGGCUUGGCAGCAUCACCUCUGCGGCGCUGGUCUACAUGUUUUCGGGUGGUGACGGACAUGGGCCGGAUGGCAGACCUCAUGCGAUGAAACUGUGGGCACUCCUGCUCAGCGUCUUUGUCUCUGAGCAUACCUUCCUGUUGGUGCGACUGUUGGUCAGGACAGCGAUCAGCAAACUCGACUCUGCGGCCAUGCGCAAGGAACGCAGCGAACGCUUCAUGGUCCGUCGCAAGUACCUCGAGGAAGCUGGGCUGGGCCACGCUGUCAAACCCCUCGCCUCGCCUCCUAACAGCCCAUUGGUGACCGAAACCGGAGAGCACGCAUUCGCUAGUAUCACGAGACAGAGUCUGGAAGAAGAUGCAAGGAAUCAGAGUGCAUCUACGACCAACACUGCGGAAAGUUCAUCCGAGAGGUUUUGGAUGCGGCAGCGUAAUUGGGCAGAGUGUGAGAGGGUCGGUCUAGCCAUGAUUGACUUGAUGGACCUAGGGACGAGCAAAGGGAAGAAGGUACAAUGAUUACAGCCACCACUACGAGGUAUUUUAGCAACAGGUUUCACGGCACUGUUUGCCAAUUCACGCUUUAGUGCUUCAAUGGUCCAACAAGUUUGUUGCAGAGUCGUGUUUGGGUGGAGGUGGGAGCUUCUGGACGUAGGAAUCAAAACCAAAUGUCGAGGUCGGAGCUAGCACAUACGAGACAUGAAUGAAAUACGAAGCAUGGGCAUGAGCCUAAACGGGAUAACACCAGGACCCGGC